AUGGGCGGCGAUUGUCGCCGAAGUAGCGAGGUCGCCCGCACAUCUGCGCUGCGUGCCGCAUCUGCCGCGGAAUGCGCUCGCGCAAUGCGUGCUUAUAGCGUGCCCGAUGAUAAGGCUGUCGACCAGCGAUCCAACCGUAAACGUCUCACCCACACGCCGCGAGCGCCCGCUUGCCAUUCGCUCCGCUACACAUCUACUAUAAUAUCCACCAACAGCGACCAACCUAGCAAGCUCCCUCAGCUUGCAUCCAAAACCUUGAAUAGCACACGAAACUUAAAGGCGCCUGAGGAAAACUGA
This is a messenger RNA of Leptosia nina, 297 nucleotides long. The record is from the annotation of a GenBank genome assembly. Lineage: Eukaryota; Metazoa; Arthropoda; Insecta; Lepidoptera; Pieridae.